AUGUUUGAGCUUCCAAAAGAUGGCGUAGUUCCAAUGAGUAUUCAAACAGAGGCUUCUGAGUACUUGGUGCAAGACCCUCUUCCAGCCUGCUUCCUCCGCAACCCCGCUCGCCGUUUUAAUGGCGGUCCAACUGUUGGCAGUAUCAGACGAUCCGCACCCAUCACUCGCCCCGCCAAUUCCCACCACCCCACCAACCAAAGCUUCCAACUUUCCCUCACUACCGACAAAACACAACCAAACCCACCGGCACACUUAACGCUAAAACUGAAACACCAGACCCAAUACAGCAAAUCUCGCAACUAG
This is a messenger RNA of Sphenostylis stenocarpa, 303 nucleotides long. The record is from the annotation of a GenBank genome assembly. NCBI's taxonomy places the organism in Eukaryota, Viridiplantae, Streptophyta, Magnoliopsida, Fabales, Fabaceae.